AUGGAGCUGGCGGAGGAUGAGGAGCUCGACGAAGAACUAGAGGACGACGAUGAUCUCUCCUCUUCCACCGCUCAAAUCCUGCGCAAAUUCCGCAUUCCCAAGGGCACGGCCCUGACUGCCAAAUCUGGGGACAACUAUCUGGCCAUGCCCACGCCCACACCGUCACCCCCUGGGGGCGUCAAUGCGGGUGGCUCCGCCGCUGAUGUUGGCAACUACAUUGAGAACGAAGAUGACAUAAUCGAGGAGCUGCACGAGGAUGAUCUGGUCGAGGAGAUAAUCGACGAAGAGCAGUGCGAGGAGCAGCCCGAACUGGAGGAGGAGGAGGAUGCGACGACGGCCGACAACGAUGGCCUCGACCUGAGCAGCCCAAGCCAUGCAGCCCCACAGCCGGUGGCGACGGCUGCUCCAACGACUCAGCAGUUGCUGCUCACCUCGGCCCCACAGCCUCCGCCGCUGCAGCUGCAAACUGUGAGCUCCAACGGUACGGUGACGUACCUAAAUCUGCCACCCAACACGAUUUUGCUGCAGUCGGCCGACGGCAGCAUCAUAGCAGCCACCCAGGUGCCGCAUCCGAAUAAGGCGGGACAGCAUCAGCUCAUCGCUCUGCCGGGCAACGUGGCGAUGGCAGAGCCGGCGCCCCAGGCCACAGCGGCGCCCACGCAGACACUGCUCCUGACGGCCGAUGGCACGGCCAUUCCUAUAAUGGCGAAUCCCGCUUCGCGUCGUCCCUUCUCCUAA
Messenger RNA from Drosophila obscura, 738 nucleotides. RefSeq lists its product as uncharacterized. The transcript is spliced from 2 exons. Bases 1 to 738 code for a protein of 245 amino acids. NCBI's taxonomy places the organism in Eukaryota, Metazoa, Arthropoda, Insecta, Diptera, Drosophilidae. The record is from RefSeq and is a predicted model, not a curated record.